AUGAUAGAAUUUCUAGGAGAAAAGGAAGUAUGCAAAAGCUUUGAACGAAAUUACUCAGGUGAAGCAAAUGUAAAAUAUAAAAACGGAGACAAAUUUGUUGGUACUUUUGAAAAUGGAGAAAAGAAAAAAGGAAAAUAUUAUUAUUCAAAUAAAAGUAUAUAUGAAGGAUUUUAUUUAAAUGGAAAAAAAUCAGGUCUAGGAAAAUUGAUCAAGAGCGAAAAUGAAUUUUAUUAUGGAAAUUUUGAGAAUGGGAAGAAAAAAGGAAUAGGUUUUCAAAAAUAUCCUAAUGGUGAUUUUUAUUAUGGAGAAUGGAUAAAUAAUAAAAAAAAUGGAAAAGGAAUUUAUUAUUUUUAUUCAACAAAAGAAUAUUAUUUUGGAGAAUGGUGUAAAGGAAAUUUUAUAAGUGGAGAAUGGCAAAUAUCAAACGAAUUAAAAUAUAUUGGUAAAUAUUUUAAAAACAAACCUAAAUGUGUAGGAUAUUUCUUAUUUUCUAAUGAGUUAAAAAUAAAUGUAUUCUUUAAACAAUUACUUAGUAUUUCUAAUAUAAAUAAAAAUAAGGAAGAAAAUAUAGAAUUGAAGUGGAAUUAUAUAAACUAA
This is a messenger RNA of Plasmodium gallinaceum, 597 nucleotides long. RefSeq names its product conserved Plasmodium protein, unknown function. NCBI's taxonomy places the organism in Eukaryota, Apicomplexa, Aconoidasida, Haemosporida, Plasmodiidae. The coding region runs from base 1 to 597 and encodes 198 amino acids. The record is from RefSeq and is a predicted model, not a curated record. The transcript has 4 exons.